This is a messenger RNA of Sorghum bicolor (sorghum), 765 nucleotides long. RefSeq lists its product as uncharacterized. The transcript has a single exon. The coding region runs from base 107 to 763 and encodes 218 amino acids. The record is from RefSeq and is a predicted model, not a curated record. Lineage: Eukaryota; Viridiplantae; Streptophyta; Magnoliopsida; Poales; Poaceae.
GGAAGAAUGUCUUCCACAUGUCGAAUUUGCUUAUAAUAGGGCACUACAUUCCACAACAAAUUUUUGUCCAUUUGAAAUUGUUUAUGGUUUUAAGCCACAUACUCCCAUGGAUCUUUUGCCUUUACCAUUACAGGAACAAGUUAACUUGGAUGCAGCGAAGAGAUCCAACUUUAUCAAGAAGCUACAUGAUGAGACAAGAAGAAAUAUUGAGAAGAAAUCAGCACAAUAUGCAAAGCAAGCGAACAAAGGUAAGAAGAAGGUUACAUUUCAGCCCGGUGACCUCGUGUGGUUGCAUCUACGCAAGGAUCGAUUUCCCCAACAACGUAAGAGUAAGUUAUCACCUAGAGGUGAUGGUCCAUUCAAGGUUCUAAAAAAGAUAAAUGAUAAUGCAUACAAAAUUGAGCUGCCACCUGAAUAUUCCAAUGUUAGUCCAACAUUCAAUGUCAAAGACUUGCUUCCAUUUGUUGGUGAGCCUGAGUCGAGGACGACUCCUUCUCAAGAGGGGGAGGCUGAUGAGGAUAUCCCUAGCAUUCAUUCAUCUUCAAAUGAAACUCCACUUGAUAUAAGUGGUCCAAUUACAAGAAGUAGAGCUAAACAAUUGGAGAAGGAAAUUCAUUCUCAGGUGAACGCUAACCUUAUGUUUAAUAAUCAGUUUAUGUUGAAUGAUCCUAUACUUUUGAGUUCUUGUUUCAAUGUCCUUAGGAAUGAUGGAGGGUAUGAACCAGCAUGGGAUGAAGAUGGAUUCAAGCCUUUGGACAUCUGAAC